GAACACGUCUUGCCACCUGGCUGUAGCGAUAAGAUCGUGAUCGUGUGUGUGAGACAUAGAACGCAUUUGUUUUUCGUGUGAUGUGUGUCAUCGAUUUAAAAAAAACAGUGAUAUAUUUCGCGCGUAGGGAGAGAAGGAGGAAGUAGAAAAAUCUGAUGUAGAGAGAACUCCGUAGCGUGUGUCUUCGAAACCGCUCCGAAUUGUACUUUUUUUUUUUUUUUUAUGAUAAUGAAGAUUGUUGGCAUGAGAUGAAUUGAUUUGAGGAGAAUUGCGGUGGACCAUGUGUACUAUUACCAAAGUGAGAUCUUGACAAAAAGGGGAUUUAUUUUUUUUAGCAAACAAUGGCUUGCGACACUCUUAUUUGGGGGUUGCUGUUCUUGGGAUGUAGCAUACAGGCAUUAUGGGCUAUGUCCGAAGACGACCCCUUAGAAUAUAUGAACAAGGAGGAGAGAGAAGCUUUAAAGGAAGAAGCAAGGGAUAUGUUUUAUCAUGCAUACAACGCAUAUAUGGAUAAUGCGUAUCCUGCCGAUGAAUUGAUGCCAUUAAGCUGCAAAGGACGAUAUAGAGGAUCAGAGCCAAAUAGGGGUGAUAUAGAUUCUACACUGGGAAAUUUUUCACUUACUUUGGUGGAUACCCUAGAUACAUUAGUGGUAUUGGGAGAUUUGGAAGAAUUUGAAAAUGCAGUCAAACUUGUUGCUAGAGAUGUAAGCUUUGAUACAGAUGUUAUUGUUUCUUUGUUUGAAACAAAUAUUAGGAUGCUGGGAGGUCUUCUUAGUGGUCAUAUAUUAGCUGAAUACCUGCAACAGCGAGCUGACAUAAUGCCAUGGUAUAGAGGAGAGCUUCUAGAUUUAGCUAAAGAUUUAGGAUACCGAUUUUUACCAGCAUUUAAUACAACUACUGGAAUACCUUACGGCAGGAUCAAUCUAAAACAUGGUAUGAGAGGAGUUCCUAUGGAAGUAUCAAGAGAGACUUGUACUGCCUGUGCAGGUAGCAUGAUAUUAGAAAUGGCUGCUUUAUCGCGGUUAACGGGAGAAUCGAUUUUCGAGGAGAAAGCACAGAAAGCUAUGGACGUCCUAUGGCGAAUGAGGCACCGCGGUACAGAUCUGAUGGGAUCUGUACUGAAUGUAAACUCUGGAGAUUGGGUACGAAGAGAUUCCGGGGUCGGUGCUGGUAUAGAUUCUUACUACGAAUAUUGUCUCAAGGCGUAUAUCCUACUCGGCGAUGAAAAAUACCUAGGACGUUUCAACAAACACUACCAAGCUGUAAUGAAGUACGUUAGUCAAGGACCUAUGUUAUUGGAUGUGCACAUGCAUAGACCAAACACCAACUCUAAAAAUUUCAUGGACGCUUUAUUGGCCUUUUGGCCAGGUCUGCAGGUUCUUAAAGGUGACAUCAAACCUGCCGUAGAAACACACGAGAUGCUGUAUCAAGUUAUGCAAAGACACAACUUUAUACCAGAAGCGUUUACCACCGAUUUUCAGGUUCAUUGGGGACAUCAUCCAUUAAGACCAGAAUUCUUAGAAUCGACCUAUUUUCUAUACCGUGCUACAGGCGAUCAUUAUUACUUAGGAGUCGGCCGUAAAGUACUCAAGAGUCUGCAAACGUAUGCGAGAGUGCCGUGCGGUUACGCAGCCGUAUCAGAUGUUAGAACUAACAAGCACGAUGAUACAAUGGAUAGUUUUGUAUUAUCUGAGACUUUCAAGUACUUAUUUCUAUUAUUUACGGAGCCAGGAGAACUCUUUUUAGAUUUGGAUGAAUUCAUCUUUACCACCGAGGGUCAUUUACUGCCACUCACACUUGCUUCCAUACGGACAAAUAUCUCAUCUCAGGAUUUCGAACGCGAUAUCGUACACGUGGACGAAUUCGACCGUACUUGUCCAAAUAGUUUGCAUUUGUUUCCCGCAUCGGUGAGACAACCUCUGAGAAAUAUGGUCGAGGAUGUUUGCCCAAGGCGGUCGCUCAAACGAAGAUUAAGCGCGUCGCAAUUUCAGGCCAAUAACCUGGAACACCUGAAAAUGUUGAGUGAUAUGGGAAUAACGACUUUAACACUAGCAGAUGGGCGGGUUCAACUUUUGCACACGUUUUCUAAUGCAAAAACACCGCAAGAUUCGGAGGAAGGAUUACUGUUCAUGCAGGAAAUGGUCGAACUGAGUAAAAUGCAAACACAACAGCCAGAAACUAAGCCGCAAACAGUGACGUUUGUGAAACCUAAAACGGACCCGCCGGAGAAAGUUACACUACUAGCUGGACCGGCACAAUUUGGCCCUGAACUGCAGAGCUUCGAUAAGAUUACUGGAAAAGUGAUAUUCACGUAUCCGCCCGCAGCUUGCACCGAGCUGCUCAACGCGGACAAACUAGCAGGAAAGAUAGUAAUCAUGGAUCGUGGGAAUUGCAUGUUUAUAGAAAAGGCGCGAAGAAUUCAACAAGCUGGUGCGCUUGCUGGGAUAGUUUUGGAUAAUGUUGCUGGCUCGAGUGCAGCAACAUCGCCCAUGUUUGCAAUGUCCGGUGAUGGGAAAGAUGUGGAUGACGUCACAAUACCCGUCGUGUUUCUAUUUUUCACGGAAGCGGCAGAGUUAAUGAAGGCCAUUAACACAGCGAAUGGCGAUCUUACUGUCACACUUGGAAUAUAUUCUUCGAAAGAAGAAGUCCAGCUUAAAGCACCUACGGAUUUGUCGCUGUUCGAACGUGUGAAAGGAUCAUUAAGAUCAUUUCUUAGCCGACAUCUGACGCCACAGGCGACAACCACAGGAUCUAAUAUGGAUAUUACGAUUCCUGUGGUGGAAUCGCAAGAAUAUCAAGAGGAUACUAUUGACUUUCAUUACUUUCACGCGGAAAUCAUCAAAGAUUCACUUGGUGGUGAAGUAAGAAUUACCGCACCGUCCGAGGAUGCAAUUAUUAUCUUAAGGCCAGUUUCUACCCCGGUAGAAAUCUUGUGGCAUCAGUUAAAGGAAGUGUUUGUCAAUCAGAUAUUCCUGAAUAGUAAGCAAAAUAAGGGUAUACGAAUUAGGAGUUUCAUUUUGGAAAGCUACUACAACUGGGUGAACAAGGCACGAGGUGUGCUGACUAAAACGUCGCUGUCGUACAAAGUUCGCUGGUUCUUGAGCGAAUUGCUAGUGGUCGCGCCUAAUUCGUCUAUUAGGAAGAUGGGACAAUUACUAGAACUGACGAAACAGAAACUGUUGAAACAAUAUCUGCUUACAAACAUGGACACCAUGGUGCUAAAUUUAAAGACUGUGGCUACGAAAUUGAAAAACAUGAAAUCGGUAAAACCUGAUAUGGAACAGUUGCUCAAACUUUCGGAAUCCGGCAUCGCACAGGUGGAAAAUUACUCAUUCUUACGUCACUUGCUAGCGGAUCUAUUUGACGAAGAAGAUGAGAUCGUUAGCCAACACAUCGCCUUUUUAGAUCACAUUCAUGCAGAGGUACAUAUUACAUAUCAAGAAAUAUUAAUUGACGGAGUGCAAAAGCAUCUGGAGAAAACGGGAGAAGAAGACAGUUCAUAUUACGACAUACUGAUUGCUGAUCUACAAAAGAACUUGAAAAACGUGGAUAAAGGGGAAAAUUUACUCGGGAAAACCAGAGAGGAUGAUUUAGCGGUUGCGGAAUUUAUAAGCGACUGUAGUAGUGGCAAAUCGGAACUUAAAGGUAGAAAUAUCAAGGUUUUGGAUCAAAAUAUGAGGAUCCUAAAGAAAGGCAGAGAAUUGGAUAUCGAAAAACUGGAGGAUUUCGAAUAUUUUAUACUGACAGAAAUAGGGAAAGCAAUUAAACAUUCCGCGCAAAAUAUUCUACACAAAUAUGAAGGUACGAGCGAUGUAACGAAGAACGCGGUGACAGAAGGUAAAAAAGAUAAAAAUUCUGGUAAGAGUGAAAUUACUUUGCACUCCCCUCUGAAUCAAAGUAAAGGAGAAGAUAGGAAGAGUAGAGCCCGAAAUUCUCUCAAGGAAGAAAUAGACUUUUUGCGAACAACAAAAUCAGCAAAUGUAAAAAUCGAGGAAACAGUUGUUAAAGACGGGCAGAAGGAAAAGUUCGCAGACUCUACAGUAAAUAUGAAAGCCUCUAAUAUAGGAAUAACCUCUACCGAUGAAGAAAACGUGUUAUUGCAAGAAAUUCGAAAAGAUAUCAGUGACACGCAGCACAAACAGAAAACUGAUUCAAAGGCGAAAUUGUCUAAGCAGAAAAAUGUAGUUGAAAGUGAAAUCGUACCUACUGAUUUGUUAAAAGAAUUUAAAAGACCUAUAUGGGCUGUCAAUGAGGAGAAAGACUUUACAGAAUUUCGUAAAGACUCACAAGUUUCAGAGCCGCAACAUAGUGCCGUAGAAUCAAGUGAAUUAAAAUAUGAGAAAAAAUAUAUAAAUAUAGACAAAGAUAAAGAAGCUAAACCAAAAACCCAUACAGCCAAACAUAUCGACGAUGAAUUAUAACAAUAGCUUUUGAAAUUUAGGUCAAAUUAUAAUUAUUAUGCAAAAACAGAAUAUCGAUUUCCAACGGCCAUAAGGCUAUCUGCACUGCAACUGAUAUUUUUGCACUGUGAUCCAGAUGUGUGUGCAGUGAACUUUAAUGACUUUUAUAAAUACAAGAUAUUCUAGCGAAAUGCUCCAGUUAUUUGGUUAAGCUCACUUUAAAAUAUGUACAAUUCGUGACAGAGUUUAAAUACAGAGUUCAGUAUUACAUUUACGGCACAAUGCACGAAACAUCAGAGUUAGAUUUGAAAAUAUGUGUGUACAUACAUAUACAUUUAUAGAGCUUAAUAAUGUUUUGUAAAUUAUACUAAGAAACUAUUUUCUCCUUCGACUAUUGUCAUGAAUUGUCAAUAAUUUAAAGUGGAUUAAAAAAAAAUUAAGGUCGUCAGAUUGUAACGAUACUUAUAUGUUGUAACUGUAUAGAGGGAUUUCCUGGAUUCUAAACUGGUGCUUACGAAAAAAUCUAUUUCGAUUUAUUAUUCCAGGGAAAAAACGGUGAUGUUACUAUAAAAUGUAUAAAUAAGUACAUGAACAUAGCCUGUACAACACAUGUGUGUUAAAGUGGUUGUGAAGAUAUAUUCUGAACAGGGCGCUAAAACACAGAUGUACAUUUCGUAUAUUGUAGCAUGAUCUAUAUGUUAAAGCGUAUGGUAACGGUAUAUUAUUUCUUCCACAGAAACAAAUUUAUAUAUGUUUCGCGAUGAGUCUAUUCUAUAACUUCUAUGUAACAUAAUUGUAUUAUAUGACUGUAAAUCUAUGAAAAGAGCAUAAGCACUAAUAUUUAGUGAUAUACAAACUGGUAACAUCACAACUCGGAAUAGAUACAUUGUUAUUAUUCUUCUUUUGACAUUUUGUACCAUUUUACUCCAAAGAUGUGCCAUUAUUAACGAUAAUAUAUGUUUAUCUUGCAUUACUGUUUAAAAUAACAUUUAGUGUACAAGUAGACAUGUUCAAAGCAAUUCUUAAUCUACUGUGAAGGGCUAGGCAUGUUCAUUUUUUUCUCUUGAUAUUAAAGAUUAAUUUACGAAACUUUAUCCCGCCAACUCUGCGUAACGUUUCAUAUAUUAUUAGAUAAAUAAUUCUAAUUUAUGCCGAAUUAUAUGUUAUGUUUGAAACGAACCGCUGAUUUUCAAUUUUAUAUUAAACAAUAUUCAAAUUCACAUUAAAAGUGAUAUUGAACGAUAAUAUGAUACGUUAAAUAUAAAAUAAUGUAACAAUUCGGAAAAUUAUUUUAGUUGUGAUCCGUAGGUUAAGAUAUACGCCUUAAAUGUACAUAAACGUGUACAUAGAGAGAUAUGUCAGUGUAUAUAAUGUAUAAGAAAGAAAGAGAGAGAGAGAGAGAAAGAAAAGAGAGAGAAAUACUGUGUUAUAUAAAGUCAACUUUAUUAUAGCGUUGCAAAGAUAAUCAAGGAUAAGUUUGGCCUUUUGAUAACUUUCUGCUUUAUAUUUUUUUUACUUGGGAGAUCUUGUACACCAGUUAUACAUGAAUACAUUCUAUGAAAUACAGCAUUAAUCUCUCUUGUAAUAGUGUAAGAACUUGUUCUUUAAUAUUAAUGUCAGAUAAUGUGCACACAAUGUGUCCAAAUAUUUACAGCUACAUUGAUUUUAAUAUCACAUUUCAGUUAUAAACAUCUGUAUAUGUUAUAUGCUAUAUUAUAUAUAUUAAUUGUAAAUAGAAGCGCUAUAAUGUGUAUCUAACGAGUCUGCUGUUUGAUGUCGAUUAACAAUUUGCUGAUGGAUGCCAAACUGAAUAUUAUCGGAUACAUUGUACAUUAAAAUGAUUAUACCUUUCUGUAA
This is a messenger RNA of Harpegnathos saltator (Jerdon's jumping ant), 6257 nucleotides long. RefSeq names its product ER degradation enhancer, mannosidase alpha-like 2 (gene Edem2). Gene Ontology annotation, biological process: endoplasmic reticulum mannose trimming; mannose trimming involved in glycoprotein ERAD pathway; carbohydrate metabolic process. The coding region runs from base 342 to 4421 and encodes 1359 amino acids. Gene Ontology annotation, molecular function: calcium ion binding; mannosyl-oligosaccharide 1,2-alpha-mannosidase activity. The record is from RefSeq and is a predicted model, not a curated record. Gene Ontology annotation, cellular component: membrane; endoplasmic reticulum. NCBI's taxonomy places the organism in Eukaryota, Metazoa, Arthropoda, Insecta, Hymenoptera, Formicidae. The transcript is spliced from 17 exons.